UGAAAAACAACCCCCAAAAAUGGCAACAACUAACAACUGUCGUUUACUCUCUUUUUAAAGAUUAUUUUGUGCCCCACAGGUUAUUUUUGAAAAAGUUACAAAAUAAAAAGCAAUGAAAUUUCCUAUUUUUUGAUAGUUUUGCACAGUACUAGUUGUGAAAAUAAAAUACGGAACUCGGUUUGCAAAAAAAAAAUGAUUCCGAAAAAAUGUAAAUGAAUAAAAAAGAGUACUUUUGUUUGUGAAAAGUGUAUUAAGAUCGAAAGACAACAAUCAAAUAUCAACAAAGCUGUGAAUAAAAACCAAUGAUUUCUUCAUGAGUAAUCAAUUGUGUUAUAAAACUAAACUAAGUUAAAACGAACACAAUGUAUGCCUACCCAUACCCGAUAUAUUUUUUAUUCCCGAAUACCAUGCCGAAGAAUCAUAAAUACAGGCAGUCAUCUACUUUAUGGUGGCUGACACUCUUGGUUUUUUUUUUUGGAGUUAGCAUCGAUCAAAUUGUAAAUGGUGCUAGUGCUGGCAGCAAUUUGGACACAGAGGAGGCAGCGUUUCAGGGUCAUUGUGGUCACACUAGUCCUUGUGAGCAACUGUGCUAUGAGAUUCAUGAUGGUAUUUAUGAAUGCGACUGUAUUGAGGGCUACGAGCUAAACAGAAAUGGAUACAGUUGCCAAGUGAUUAAUGCCACCAAUAAUAGCAUAGGUGGUGUUCGUGGUAAAUCAGAUGAGGAUGUCUUUUAUGAAAAAGGAGCAUUCUUUAGCGCCAAAUUGGCUAGUGCUGAUACACUUAAAUUUAUGUCACAAAAACCAUUGACUAAUUCCAAUGGAAAAAAUAACAAUUUUAACGCUAAUUAUAAAUUGUAUUCAUAUGCCGAAAUGGAAAAUUAUGACUACAAUGAUAUUAAUGAACAUCCACAAAGCGAACCGAAAGUCAAUUUAAAAAAAAAAACAAAUAAGUAUUACAUAUCAGAGAAGAAUAUACAUUUUGAUCUAAAUCGUCUAAAACGCAACACUACCACUAAACCAGAUACUUUAGCGAAAUCGUUUAAAGAAAAAUCUUUUUCUACCAGCGCACCAUCGGUAACGGACAAAAAUGUAUUUGAAUAUAGUGCCUAUUUAAGUGGCAUUAAGAACUAUGGCUACAAAUCAGAUAAUUCUAGCUAUGCCAAUAAUAAGCAAAUGAAAGUAACCACUAAAAAAAAAACACAUACAUAUCACCGAAUAAAAAAUAUCAGCAACGUAACAAAUAAUAAUCAAAAAGACAAUGAAAAUGCAAAUAAUAUGAAAGUACAAACUUUUAUCAAUACAACUAAUUUCAAGAAUAGUUUAUCAUAUUUGAAAAAUGUAACAAUCGGAACAGGAAACCAUAAAAAAACCAUCACCUCACAAUGUAAGCUGGAUUGCGGUUCGGAUGGUAUUUGCGCCUCAGAGUCAACUUUUUUGAGCGUUCGUUGCUUAUGUCCUUUUGGAAAAACGGGAAAUCAAUGUCAAGAGGAUAUGCGUGUUCAUGUGCCGCGUUUUACCAAACGGUCAUGGUUGGCAUUCCCUGCUUUACAUGGAGCGUAUAAACAUGUUCAAUUGCGCUUGGAAUUUCGACCUGAAUCUUUUGAUGGUAUCGUUUUGCUAAGUGGAGAACGUGAUGAUCUAACAGGCGAUUUUAUGGCGUUACUCUUGAACAAAGGAUUUGUGGAGUUUUGGUUCGAUUGUGGCUCAGGUGUGGGCAGCGUGCGAUCACGGGAGACAGUUUCGCUGAAUGAAUGGAACUCAGUGAUAAUAUAUAGACAUCGGUGGGAUGCAUGGUUGGUGCUUAAUCAAGGUACCAAAGUACAGGAUAGAUCAAACGGUUUAUUUUCGCGAAUAACGUUUCGUGAACCUGUAUUUCUAGGUGGUGUUGGUAAUAUAACAGGGAUAAGUGAACGUCUACCUAUAGCGGAAGGAUUUUCUGGAUGUAUACGUCGUUUUGUAGCAAAUGAGCAUGAUUAUAAAUUUGUUGGACAUCCCUUAGGCGAUGUCACUAAUGGCUUUGACAUACAGGAAUGCUCUACAGAUAAAUGUGUACAUUAUCCUUGUGAACAUGGUGGGAAAUGCUUACAGUCGGUCCAAGGAGCCAUUUGCUUAUGUCCCAUAGGAUUUGUAGGAGACCUUUGUGAGAUACGAUUGGAUUUACAAGUUCCGGCUUUCAAUGGAUCUUCUUUUUUGCGAUAUGCUCCUCUUAGGGACAGCGCAUUGAUCUGGCUGGAAUUAAAGAUUAUUUUAAAGCCUGAGCAAGAGGAUGGUUUGAUAUUGUACUCAGGGCCUGAAAGUGUUGGGGACUUUAUAGCUGUUUAUUUAAAAAAAGGUUUUGUCGAAUUCACGUUUGAUUUGGGUUCGGGGCCGGCGCUAGUUCGAAGUGACCAUGCUCUUACUAUGGGACUAUGGCAUUGCAUCCAUAUCUCUCGAACUGCUCGGUUGGCAGUGCUUAAGAUUGAUCAGCAUCAGGAGGUCAUGACCAUAUCAUCCAAUGGGUUUUGGCACUUGUCUCUAAAACAAAAUCUUUUCGUAGGAGGGGUGUCUCAUGAAAACCAUUUGCCAUUGGACAUGAAAUUUAUACCCUUUUUUGUUGGCUGUAUUCAAAAUAUUGAAAUUAAUGGGCAGACUUUGGGCAUUGUCUCUGAAGCUUUGGGUGGCAGCAAUUUAGACAACUGUCCUCACGCAUGUGUAGCUCGGCCUUGCGGACCAUUGGCAGAAUGUGUUCCUCGGAUGGAAAACUAUGAAUGCCGCUGUACCUUACGCAAUAAGCAAUGCCAGGUUGUUUCGGGACUUACACGUAAGCAAUUCCCAAUUUACGGGGCUCAGCAUAAAGGAGUUGGCAAAGUUCCUGUAUUAAACAGCAAAAGUCAUUUUAAGCUUGGACAAAGAUGGCUGAAAGACCAAGCAAGUGGUUCGAAAAUACUUUCUGUAGGAGAUGAUGGAGAAGACCUCAUUAAUAAUGAAGAAGUAUUAAAUUUUUUGCAGCGGAAGAAACAUUUAAAACCUUUUGGAAAGCAACGAGUCGUCAAAGAGUAUCGUGAGAAAUACAAUUCAAGCGAAUUUGAGUACAGUCAGAAAGCAACUUCUGCAAAUUUUACGAAACUAAUUAAUGUUCCCAACUUUCAAACGAGUUUCCUAUCGACGUACAAAAACAAAACGAAUCGAUUAGAAUAUACCGAUGGCAAGGCAGUCAAAGCUAAAAAUUACCAAAUACAAGGUCUUGACGUAUCAAAUACCUCAACUUAUGGAGACACUUUUACCUUUGAUGACCCUUCAAUCUCUGAAUCUCAUGAUACAGAAGAUUAUCAGCGAAAAAAACAAUUCUCUGUAAAUAUGAAACGUGUUAUGUCCAAUUCGAAGUCGUUUUUUUUUUCCUCAACAUCACCGCAGACUCACACAGAUUGGAGUCUGUUAACAAAAUUUGACCUUUCUGCAAAACAUAAGUCACAAAUACAAAAUGUAACAAAAAACUUUGGUGCCUGCUUUGCUGGUUCGGAUAGCUAUUUUUAUUAUAAUGAUGUGAAUACCAUGAAUCACUUAGCAAGUAGUCAAGUUGACUUGAAUUUACGCAUUAAAACUCUUUCGCAAUAUGGAAUUAUCUUAUGGACAGGCCAACGGGGCUUAACUGCAAAUGAAGAUUUUCUAUCCCUAGGAAUAGAAGAUGGAUAUCUGCAUUUCCGGUAUGAUUUGGGCUCUGGUGAAGUUGAUAUCCGAUUCAAUACUACAAAAAUUAGCGAUGGUUUAUGGCAUCGCGUCAGAGCGAUUAGAAACUCAAAAAAGGGUUUUUUAGAAAUGGAUGGCCGAAAAAGUUUUACUUUACGAACACCUGGAAACAGCCGUCAACUAAAUACCGAAACGGGGUUGUACGUUGGUUGUAUGCCCAAUGUUUCGUACUUCACGCAUCAGAAAUACUUCAAAGGAAUUGUAGGUUGCAUGUCGGAAAUUGUUUUGGCUGGCGAAAUCAGGCUAAAUUUUGAUUCGAACACAUUGGGGUCUAUGCAUAAUGUGGAGACAGGACUACUAUGAAGAGCGCAAAAAAAAACUUUUGAUAUCAAAUUCAUUGAAUCAAGUACUCAUCCAAACUUGGUUUUGUAUAAAAUAUUGACAUUUAAAGAUGAAAAUAUUGCUUUAAAGAUAUUAUAGAAUUGCAAACAUAGAACGUACAUUACCUUUUUGGAAAAAAAAAAACAAUAUUACUUCAAAAUCGGAAAGAU
Messenger RNA from Drosophila willistoni, 4216 nucleotides. RefSeq names its product pikachurin. Gene Ontology annotation, molecular function: calcium ion binding. NCBI's taxonomy places the organism in Eukaryota, Metazoa, Arthropoda, Insecta, Diptera, Drosophilidae. The transcript is spliced from 15 exons. The record is from RefSeq and is a predicted model, not a curated record. Bases 408 to 4028 code for a protein of 1206 amino acids.